This is a messenger RNA of Acyrthosiphon pisum (pea aphid), 953 nucleotides long. Its product is annotated as dynein heavy chain 17, axonemal-like. NCBI's taxonomy places the organism in Eukaryota, Metazoa, Arthropoda, Insecta, Hemiptera, Aphididae. The record is from RefSeq and is a predicted model, not a curated record. The transcript is spliced from 3 exons. The coding region runs from base 173 to 679 and encodes 168 amino acids. Gene Ontology annotation, molecular function: dynein light intermediate chain binding; dynein intermediate chain binding. Gene Ontology annotation, biological process: microtubule-based movement. Gene Ontology annotation, cellular component: dynein complex.
UUACUUAAGCCAUACUGAUCAUGGAUGGAAUCCGUAUGUUACUAGCUGGAUUGGCACUAGUGAUAAUGCAACCGAAAAAGCUGCUCUUCUGGUACUGUUAAAUAAAUAUGUGCCCAUCUGUUUGGAAGUGCUUAAAACGAAAUUCAAAAUCGUAACACCCAUACCGGAAAUAAUGCACAAACAAAUGUUGUGUACGUUACUCGAUUGUCUUUCGCCUCCCAUCAAUUGUCCGCCGGAAACUGCUAGGGAUGUGUACGGAACAUAUUUUGUGUUCGCUUGUCUUUGGGCGUUUGGUUCAGCAAUAUUUCCAGAUCAGUUGAUUGAUUGGCGAGUUGAAUUUUCCAAAUGGUGGUUAUCAGGGUUUAAAACCAUUACAAUUUCAUCAUCAGGAAGUGUGUUAAAUUAUUUCAUCGACCCUGAACCAAAACAAUUUAUUCCUUGGUCAAAUCGUGUAUCAUAUUUCGAGCUUGUUCCAGAUACACGUCUACAACAAACACUCGUAAACCCAAUAGAAACAAAUAGGAUAAGAUAUUUCCACAACUUGUUGGUUGAUAAAAAAAUGGCAAUCAUGUUGGCUGGAGCCUAUGAUGAUAAACUCAAAUCACUUUAUAAUGAUUUGUACGUUGUUGCAAAUGUACCGCUUAAUUUCUACACAAUAUAUCUGGUACUUAAAAACUAAAAACCUAAAUCUGUACAUAUUUAGAUAGCUAUAUUUAUGAUUGAAGGUGUUCACCAGAGUAAUUAUUUUUAACUUUUAUUUUUAAUUAGACGUUUUGUAAAUAAAAACAAGUAAGACAUAAUUAGUUGUAAACUAUAUAUACUCUCUGCUUAUAUUUUUAUGAGUAUGAGUGAUGACUUUAUAGUUUUAUACUGCUAAUUGUUCUUUAAUAAUAUUAAUGAUAAUAUUUUCAAAAAUGGAUGUCUCUUAAAGCACACAAUCAUACAUAUUACUA